Molecule: messenger RNA, 1397 nt
Organism: Acomys russatus (golden spiny mouse)
Lineage: Eukaryota; Metazoa; Chordata; Mammalia; Rodentia; Muridae
Gene: Tlcd2
Product: TLC domain containing 2
Exons: 4
Coding region: 522-1319 (265 amino acids)
Biological process (GO): regulation of membrane lipid distribution; membrane assembly; plasma membrane organization
Cellular component (GO): plasma membrane
Source: RefSeq, a predicted model, not a curated record
GCUAGGUUUGGGCUCUCUGGUGCUGGCUUUUUUGACCUGCUUCUCAGGACUGUGGACAAGGAUGACUACAGUAGGUGAGAGAUGAGGGAAACGAGACUGAAGGUGAAAGUUAGUGGGGCGGAGCUUCAGACCGACCUGUCAGGUAGGGUUAGACUAAAUGGCUUUCUGGAUCCCCUUCCCGAGGGGUUUGGAGACUAGCAGCAUUGGAGAAGACCUUUAAGUGUCGUGCUGGAAGACCUCUGAACUCGGUUGCCCAACUUGAUGCCCGGGAGCCCCCAAACGGCUAUUCUCAGGCAGGGGCGGGAGGCCAUCAAUUCCAUGGUUCCACUGGCGGUGGCCCCACGGCUGAGCCAAUCACUGCCCAGCCGAGGGAUAGGGGCGUGGACAAGCCGGAGAAAGUUACAAGGUGCUGGAAAGACAACGCAGGCCGGGAAGCCCCCGGGCAGAGCCGCUUGGAAAAGCCAAAUCCAGACUUCGCGGAGCGCCCGGCACAGAGAUCAAAGACGCAGACUGAAACCUAGAUGACCGGCCAAGCCAUGGCAUCCUGGGGUCUCCUUGCAUCUGGCACCUCCUUCGCGGCGUUUCGGGGGCUGCACUGGGGGCUGCAGCUUCUGCCGACCCCGGCAUCUGCUCGGGACCGCUGGAUGUGGCGGAAUAUUUUUGUUUCGCUGAUUCACAGCCUACUCUCUGGAGUAGGGGCGGUGGUCGGACUGUGGCUGUAUCCUCGGAUGGUCACCGACCCGAUUCAUGGCCACCCAUCGUGGGCACUGGUCCUAGUAGCAGUGUCAGUGGGUUAUUUCCUGGCAGAUGGAAUUGACAUGCUGUUGAAUCAGACGUUGGCCCAGGCCUGGGACCUUCUCUGUCACCAUUUGGUGGUCGUGAGCUGCUUCAGCACCGUGCUUCUAUCUGGCCACUUAGUGGGCAUCGCCAUGGUAUCUCUACUCCUGGAGCUAAACUCCAUCUGUUUGCAUCUGCGGAAGCUACUGCUGCUUUCCCGGAAGGCUUCGUCCUUAGCCUUCAGAGUAGCCAGCUGGGCCACCCUGAUCACCCUGGCCCUCUUCCGCCUUCUACCUCUGGGAUGGAUGAGUCUGUGGUUGUUUCGGCAGUGUUUCCAGGUGUCUCCCGGGAUCGUCAUCCUUUGUGGCACUGGGCUGGUCACCGUGGGUAGCAUGAGCAUCUCUCUGGGUGUCCACAUUCUGAGCAGGGACGUCUUGCAGCGUCCACCUCACACAUCGAUCCACGUGCGCAAGGGGACUCAGCAGACCAAGACACGGGAGUCUGUCCCCAAUAACAAUUCCGCUGGCAGGCUGAAAGCCUAGAGGAGGGGAGGGUCCCUCUUCUGUCAGCCCUGGAGGUGGGCAGGAGGAUGAACCCAGGCAGGAGAGAGAAAAAGAAAG